Saprolegnia parasitica CBS 223.65 is the source of this 909-nucleotide messenger RNA. RefSeq lists its product as hypothetical. The record is from RefSeq and is a predicted model, not a curated record. Bases 88 to 909 code for a protein of 273 amino acids. Lineage: Eukaryota; Oomycota; Saprolegniomycetes; Saprolegniales; Saprolegniaceae. The transcript has a single exon.
ACGUCGACGUCGAUCUGGAAGGCGGCGACGGGUGUGCCGCGGGUGCUCGGUCUCGGGUCGUCGUCGUGCGGGUGCUCGCUCGAGAAGAUGAAGCCGUGCCUGUUUGUCCAUGGCGUUGGCAACCCGUUCGUUCGCCCAAUGACCAACUCGUGGGCUUUCUACUGGGGGUCUAUCCAAGACCAUGCGCCGUGCUGUUCGUCGACCAAAUUUGUGCAUCUGCAGACGUGGACGCGCGGCUGGGACAACGACGACAUCCAGAACGAAUUCUGCGAUGCCGCGCUCAGUGUGAGCAAGUCGACAACCAAAACCAUUGAAGACCUCAUCCUCGUGACGCAUUCGAUGGCUAACCUUAUCACCGGCAGCGCCGUCGCCAAGGGCAAGUGCAACCUCUCCAACAAGGUUACGUGGGUGUCGAUCGCGGGUCCGAUGCAAGGCAGCUUGUCGGGCAACCUGCUCGAACAAAAGUGUCAACAAGGUGGUUGGAACCUCCCGCUCCAGGGUCUCUUGGAGAUCGCGACACUCUGCCCGAUCACGGACGCCUUCCUCAAGCUCAAGCACGAGAAGACCGUGUCGACGGCGAUCCAAGCCAAGUUUCUCGCGGCACAGGCUGUCCGCAAGCAGUACGCGUCGGUGCUCAUGUGUGGCAGCGACUCAUUUGGCCUCACAACGAUCUUUGGUCCGGUCAUGGAUCUUGUGAGUACGCUGACAAAGCACGGCGACAUGAACGACGGUGUGGUGGCGUUUGAGAGCUGUCGUGUCGGUUUCGAAGCCAGCUCGUUCUCGACCAACUACGCUGACGGUGGCAACUACCUCGCGAGCGUCAAUCAUUUCGACAACUCGUUUCGCAAUGGCGAUGGGUGGUGGGGCGCAGACCGCAAGCCGCAAAAGUGGUUCGAGUGCGCGUUGUAA